GUGACGUCACGACAUGACUACUUAUAACCACGCUCAUCCCUUUCGCGCUGUCGUCGUAUCGAACAGAAAUUGUGAAAACUGAGCAAUAUGCCGACUGCAGACACAUCCAAGCCGAUUAGCUGGGCCGAUCAAGUCGAGGCCGGUGAACACGGCCAGCAUGUUCCUGAAGGCGAGGUGAUUCAUGAUGGAAAUACCAAGAAAGUUAUUGACUUCAAACGCAACGAUGAGGGGAAACUGAUCAAGAUUGUGAGGACCUUCAAAAUUGAGAAACGGAAAACAUCCAAGUCCAUCGCAAUGAGGAAGGCACUGCCAAAGUUUGGGCUAGCCACUAAUGACGGAGAGGGUCCAAGCGUAACAACCACAAGUAUAGCUGAUGAUGUCUUCAUGGCCUUCAUUUCCUCUAAGGAUGAUAUGGGUACCACGCAGGACGACGAUGCCCUGAAGAAGCUCCAGAGCCAACGUCUGGUGAUGUGCCGUGUCUGCAAGGGAGACCAUUGGACCACCAAGUGUCCCUACAAAGACUCAUUGGAACCCCUCCAAGAGAAGCUGCUCCAAGGGGGAGCGGAGGCGGGGGCAGAGACGCCCGAAGAUAGUGCAGAGGCUGCCAAAGCACCAGCCGGUGGUGGUGGUGGUGGUGGUGGGUCAGGCAAGUACAUCCCUCCGAGUGCCAGAGAUACAUCAGGACAACGAAGAGUUGCCCCUAUGGAUUCCAAGAGAGAUCAGGGAACGACCAUCCGUGUCACCAACCUGUCGGAAGACACUCGUGAGAAUGAUUUGACAGAUUUAUUUCACUCCUUCGGUCCGAUCCAACGCAUCUACCUGGCCAUGGAUAAAGUCACUAAACGUUCAAAGGGUUUUGCAUUCAUCAAUUUCCACAACAAGGAGAGUGCGGCCAACGCAAUCCUAGGAGUGUCUGGUUUUGGAUAUGAUCAUCUCAUUCUAAAGGUGGAAUGGGCCAAACCUUCAGGAACAACACAGCACUAACUAGAAAUGUGAGCUGUCUUUCGUCAAAUGGUGUCAACGUUGGAUUCUCAAAGAUGGACACCAACAUUAAAAUGAUUGUAAAUUCAACCCUUCUUAUUAAGGUGCCAUCUUAUCGCACUUUCAACUGAACAAUUUGUUGCAUCCAAUUUCUACAGAGUAGCCAAGAAUGUAUGUUCCUUUCAGGCAGAAAUAAUUAUUUAUGCAGCUAUUACAAGAGUGGGUUGAAGUUAAAGACAUAUGCAAUGAAUUGUUCAGGAAAAAGUUAUUUCGUUAACACACUUUUAAAGUUCAAUAAUGCACUGUGACAAACAGUAAUUGUAUAUUGUUUUAAGAAAAGAGACAUUUUUUUUCUUUCUUUUUGAAACUUUAAGGAGGCAAUAAACUCAUACACCAAAUUAAUUUGGAGAAAGUGCAAGAUUGCAUUCACCUUAAAUACAUAACAUUGCACAUUGCCACAUAACUUACAGCUUUUUAUGUCAAUAUGAAGACGACCAUUCCUUUGUUUUGUGUCUUAGAUGGUCCCCUUAUCCUUGAAUACGUAAGCAAAAGGCUCCAUGUGAUAGUUCAACAUAAUAUUGUACAAAAAGUACAUUUGUCUAGCCUGGUUCAUUAUUUACAUCAUUAAAUACUUCUUUAACUUCGUUAAUGAAAGGGAAUAUGUUUUCUGUUUGUGUGGUUGCACUCAUUUUCUUUUAGAACCCCCUGAAGUAUAAACACUAAAAAAGUUAAGUGUGAUCGGCCAUUUUUUUCUUAAUUUUUUUGGCAAUUAGAAAGUUGAAUGUCUGUUAUUAGUUUGUCAAAACAUUAAAAGGCCAAGUUCAUUAGGCAGAAUCGAGUUUUGUGGUAGUUUACUAAUUCUCAGUCAGUGUUUAAGUUAAUGUGUACAAUAAACCAGUUCACUUAAACCCACUAACAAAAAAGAUUGUUGACUCGUAGUUAGUUUAUUUAGCAAAAUUUAUUUGUUAUAGUCUUGAAACAGCAAACAACAACAUUUUAAAGAUACUUAAAAAUAGCAAUACUUGUGCAGUUUUAUGUAGAGCAUUAUGACACCCUACAAGCACCUCAACGCACUCACUCAUUUUACAACAUUUAUGCAGAGCUAGGUUUGAAUUGUAGCACCUUGUCUGGGUCUACAAGAUUAUGUGUAGUCUCGGUGCAAGACAUUCAAGCCCCAAACUCUCAACACUACACAAGAUGUUGCAAAUAUUCCACCAAUAGAGGGCAUUUCUUAUGGAUGAGAUUCCUCCGUUUUAACACAGAAGUCCUUUUUUGCUGUAAAAUAAAGAAAUUCUGUUUUCUGGUACCUCGAAAUCAAGCAUCUGAAUAGUGUCUAUUGUCUUUAAGGCCAUUACAAAAUCAUCUGCAUAAUGUAUAAAAAGUGUUUAAAAAAAUAUUUAAUUUAGCUUUACAAAGUUUAACUUGCAAUAAAUUAUUUUCAAUCUGUCAAAAAAUAGAUUUCCAAAAUAUAUACAUGUACAUACAUUAAGUUAAAUACCAAAUCUUUGACUACACUACAUUUCAGUUUUGGGUUAGCAAAGUUGUCUGCUUAACUAAGCAGAACAAUUUGCUUGUAAAGUGCAACAAGUUUCACAAGUUAGCAAGAAAAUGAGGGGGCCAGCUUGUGCAAU
Messenger RNA from Asterias rubens (European starfish), 2612 nucleotides. Its product is annotated as eukaryotic translation initiation factor 3 subunit G-like. The record is from RefSeq and is a predicted model, not a curated record. Lineage: Eukaryota; Metazoa; Echinodermata; Asteroidea; Forcipulatida; Asteriidae. Gene Ontology annotation, cellular component: eukaryotic translation initiation factor 3 complex; cytoplasm. The transcript has 10 exons. Gene Ontology annotation, molecular function: RNA binding; translation initiation factor activity. The coding region runs from base 88 to 984 and encodes 298 amino acids.